UUGGGCCGUCAUGGCGGUUUCACGGGGGUGAAUUAUGAUCUCAAGAAGAAACUCCAACACAGAAACAAGCAACAGGCGUGUUUUUGCUGGUUAAACUCGGUCUAAGUAAAAGCUCUGUGGCACCCUUGCUGAGCCGAGACAUGUCUGCAGGGGGCAGUGAGCCCGGAGGGGGCAGCAGCUUCAGGACAAGCCUGGCCUCUCAGUUCUUCAGGGAGGAGGAGACGACCGCUAUCGACAUGACAACAAGCGAGAAAGUUGUGGAUUUGUUAAACCAGGCUGCUCUGAUAACCAGCGAAAGCAAACUCACGAUCCUCAAAAAGGUUCAGGAGUUGAUUCUAAACAAGGACCCAUCACUCCUAGACAACUUCUUAGAUGUAAGUAAAGCUGACCCUUCCACACCAAGUGCAGCGCUGGAGGAGCAGAAGGCAGCCGUGGAGGAGAUGGAGGACAUGGAGGAGGAGGAAGAGGAGGAUGACUGA
Messenger RNA from Polyodon spathula (Mississippi paddlefish), 479 nucleotides. RefSeq names its product symplekin-like. The record is from RefSeq and is a predicted model, not a curated record. The transcript has 5 exons. Lineage: Eukaryota; Metazoa; Chordata; Actinopteri; Acipenseriformes; Polyodontidae. Bases 141 to 479 code for a protein of 112 amino acids.